Molecule: messenger RNA, 1343 nt
Organism: Sander lucioperca (pikeperch)
Lineage: Eukaryota; Metazoa; Chordata; Actinopteri; Perciformes; Percidae
Gene: abca4a
Product: ATP-binding cassette, sub-family A (ABC1), member 4a
Exons: 10
Coding region: 239-1261 (340 amino acids)
Source: RefSeq, a predicted model, not a curated record
UCAGAGUGCUGACUGACAGCUUUUGUAACGCUGCCAGCUGCUUCUGACUGGCAGAACUACAGCUCAGACCGGCCCUCUGCUCUGACGUCAUACUGACAUUUCUAGGUUUGGAUGUAAAGGUGUGAGGAAGUGAUGAACACAGACAGCAGCAGCAUCUGUCAGUGUCUGCAGACGGAGGAGGAGGACGUCUCUCUGACCUCAUCUGGACUUUAACAGCUGAGCAGCCUGACAGAAAGUAAUGGAGAUGAAAGAAAUGGAAACACCACAUUCAUCUGUAGUUAGAGAUGAUGAAGACAUCCAGAGUGAUGAAGAAGAAAAGUUGCCCCUUGAUGCUGGAGAGAGAGAGAGCGAGUCUUUAAGCAGAGCGAGGGCUGCAGACAUGUCCGUCUCCACCCAGCUGGGUCUGUUGCUGUGGAAGAACUUCACCUACAGACGACGACGGAUGCUUCAGCUCCUGGUAGAGAUCAUCUGGCCGCUCCUGAUCUUCUUCAUCCUCAUCAUCGUUCGCCUCAACUACCCUCCGUACGAACAGCACGAAUGUCAUUUUCCCAACAAAGCGAUGCCCUCGGCCGGCACGUUGCCAUGGCUACAGGGAAUCCUCUGUAACGCCAACAACCCGUGCUUCAGUAGCCCGACGCCGGGCGAGUCUCCGGGCGUCGUCGGGAACUUCAACGGCUCCAUUUUUUCCAGAAUAUCUCGAAUGUUUUCGGACGCCAAGAAGAUUCUUCUGUACAUUCAGAACGAUAAAAGCCUGGAAGGAUUUCAGGAACUCGUUCAGGCUCUCAAGGUUCUGCAGGAGAGCGGAUCAGGAUUCAAGUUGAAGGACUUCCUGAGGGACGGCGAGACUCUGUCCACGUUCCUGAGAAACACUGAACUACUCUUUCAAAACGACGUCCCGCUGAUCAUAGACGCCGACGUCGACCUGGAGAAGGUGCUCCUGAAGGGUUUCGGCGUCCACCUGAGGGACAUGUGUCCCAGGAAGGGCAGCAAGCAUGCCGUGAAGGACUUUGUGACGAUCUCGGACCCUUGGGCGUCCUGGCAGGUAGAGAAAGUGAUCUGUGAGGAGCCGGCCAGCUGGCUGGACCACGCUGAGGAGAUCUUCCUCAACAACCUGGACUUCCUGAAACCCAUCAAGAGGGACGUGACGUCCGCCCCCGAGGCCGUCAAGCUGGUUGCCAGGGCGACCAACAACCUCCUGGACAGUCUGGGUUCGCUGAUGGUCGAGCUGGCCGGUAUGAACAGCUGUAGUACUAGUAUCUAACAGUACUGUGUGUACUGUGUGUACAGCUGGCCGGUAUGAACAGUAGUAACAGUAGUACUAGUAUCUAAAGUACUGUGUGUAC